UUUUCUGAAAUCACUUAACAGUAUAGCAACUGCUGAAGUUAAAGAACCAUCAUCUGACGGAGCAACAAUGCAGUGGAGUCUGAUCCUUGUCUUUCUGAUGGGUCAAUGUUGUCUGAUCACAUGUCAACUCUAUGAGUAUCGCUUCAUUGAUCUGUCAAAAAAUUGGUCUGAAGCCCAGCAGUACUGCAGGAAGCAUCAUACUGAUCUGGCCACAGUGUCUAACAUGACAGACAUGAGCAAACUCUUUCAACUGGAAAAUUGGACAGAAGCUUGGAUUGGUUUGAACAAAACAGCAGGUACUAACAGGACCUGGCACUGGUCUCUGCCUGGGGUGGAGUUCAAUGACAGCAAUGUAAAGUGGAAAAGUGGAGAACCAGAUGACGGAAACGGUAAUGGACCAGAGAACUGUGGCAAGAUCAAGAAAGACCUCUCCUGGUUUGAUUAUCCUUGUAAUGAUGCAGACUAUUUCCUCUGCUAUAAUGAAAGCGAUCCAGUUCAGAAGUUCUAUUUGAUUACAGAAAACAAAAACUGGUUGGAAGCUCAGAGAUACUGUAGAGAGAAUCACACAGACCUGGUCAGUGGAGUAAACCAGCUACAAGAUGUAAAUCUAAAUCUGACGACCCAGGAGUGCAACACUGCAGAGUGUCGGUUAUUUUUUGGCCUGUUCAGAGACAACUGGAGAUGGUCUGAUGGGAGCAGCUUUUCUUUCAGAUACUGGGGCGCACCGUUCACAAGUGCUGCUGAAAACCAAAACACUAACAAUUGUACUGCGAUGCGGAAAGACUCAAAGACAUGGAACAGUUUUGACUGUAAUGAGAGGAAACCUUUCUUCUGUUAUGACGAUAAAGUGAUCCUGAUCAAAGAACAGAUGAACUGGGAGAAUGCCUUAUACUACUGCAGGGAAUACCACGGUGAUCUGGUCACCAUCACUAACCUGGAUGAGCAGAGAUGGGUCCAGGAAAAAACCAAGAACGCCACAACUCCAUAUGUCUGGACGGGACUGCGCUACACCUGCACUCUGGAUUUCUGGUUCUGGGUCAGUAAUCAGGCGGUCACCUAUACGAACUGGGCCUCAGGUCAAGAUGGGAAUGACUGUGACAUGUCUGGAGCCAUGGAGACAGGAGGAGAGCAUAAGUGGUUAAAAAAAAAUGACAACGACAAGAUGAAUUUCAUCUGUUCUAAAUCUGCAAAGAAAUGAAAUAAGUAAGGAGUAGUUUUCAUAGGUUUGGUUGUAUUUUCUAUUCUAUUUUCUUUAUAACAGAACAUAGCUAUAGAUGACGUAGUUUGCUUAAGUUAAUGAAAUGAUGGUUGUAUUGGAAUUCACUUUUAUGUUGCAAAUGCACAUUUUCAAGUUUUUUUAAGUUUCUCUUCUUGAAUAAAUCAUUAAACUAUG
Molecule: messenger RNA, 1393 nt
Organism: Melanotaenia boesemani (Boeseman's rainbowfish)
Lineage: Eukaryota; Metazoa; Chordata; Actinopteri; Atheriniformes; Melanotaeniidae
Product: C-type mannose receptor 2-like
Exons: 6
Coding region: 68-1198 (376 amino acids)
Source: RefSeq, a predicted model, not a curated record